Ornithodoros turicata is the source of this 2426-nucleotide messenger RNA. RefSeq names its product NADH-ubiquinone oxidoreductase 75 kDa subunit, mitochondrial-like (gene ND-75). The record is from RefSeq and is a predicted model, not a curated record. Gene Ontology annotation, cellular component: membrane. The transcript has a single exon. Lineage: Eukaryota; Metazoa; Arthropoda; Arachnida; Ixodida; Argasidae. Gene Ontology annotation, molecular function: iron-sulfur cluster binding; NADH dehydrogenase (ubiquinone) activity. Gene Ontology annotation, biological process: cellular respiration; ATP synthesis coupled electron transport. Bases 80 to 2251 code for a protein of 723 amino acids.
UGGCUAGUGGGAGCCAGUGAGAGCCGACGUUAGGUCUGACCUCCAUAACAAAUCGCUAGGACAGUACAAGCAAAAUUAAAUGCUACGUAUUCCUUUUGAACGUGCUUUACAGGGGCCAUUUAGGCCCCUGGUUCUGUCCUCAGUGCGGCAUGUAACGAACAAGCAAGCUGAGAAGAUCGAAGUAUUCAUCGAUGACAAGCCCGUUCUCGUGGAUCCUGGCACAACAAUACUACAAGCUGCGGCUCUGGUCGGUGUAGAAAUCCCCCGAUUCUGCUACCAUGAGCGUCUGUCUGUGGCCGGCAACUGCCGGAUGUGUCUAGUCGAAGUGGAGAAGUCGCCUAAACCAGUGGCAGCAUGCGCUAUGCCUGUCAUGAAAGGCUGGCGUGUAAAGACUAACUCUGACAUGACACGCAAAGCUCGAGAAGGGGUAAUGGAGUUCCUACUGAUGAACCACCCCUUAGACUGCCCCAUCUGCGAUCAAGGUGGUGAGUGCGACCUGCAGGACCAGUCUAUGGCGUUUGGAAGUGACAGAAGCCGAUUCACAGACAUCAAAUAUACCGGCAAGAGGGCUGUAGAGGACAAGGACAUUGGCCCGCUAGUAAAGACCAUAAUGACCCGUUGCAUCCAGUGCACACGAUGCAUUCGUUUCGCCAGCGAAGUUGCAGGAGUUGAAGACCUAGGGACCACAGGGCGUGGUAACGAUAUGCAAGUAGGAACGUAUGUCGAGAAAGUGCUCAUGUCUGAGCUCUCCGGCAACGUUAUCGACUUGUGUCCCGUCGGAGCACUUACAUCGAAGCCGUACUCGUUCACUGCACGACCUUGGGAAACGCGUAAAGUAGAAAGUAUCGACGUGUUGGACGCUCUUGGCAGUAACAUCGUGUUGAGCACACGAACGGGAGACCUCCUCCGUGUGCUGCCUCGCACCAACGAUGACAUUAACGAAGAGUGGAUUUCGGACAAGACACGCUUUGCCUGCGAUGGUCUGAGACGCCAGCGCCUCACGACCCCCAUGAAGCGUGGAGAACACGGAGAGCUCGAGGCCUGCGACUGGAAAGAAGCUCUUGGUACAGUGGCUCGACGUUUGACCAGUGUACCUGGAGAAGACGUUGCUGCUGUGGCUGGCGGUCUUGUGGAUGCAGAAGCUUUGGUAGCCCUGAAGGACCUCCUGAACAGCCUUGGAUGCGAGACACUCUGCACUGAGGAGUUAUUCCCAAUGAACGGUUCCGGUACUGACCUUCGUUCCAACUAUUUACUGAAUUCUCGCAUUGCCGGAGUUGAAGAAGCAGACUUCAUUUUGCUGAUUGGCACAAACCCACGUUGGGAAGCAACGACCUUCAAUGCGCGCAUUCGGAAAUCCUGGAUUUACAACGACCUCAAAGUGGCUGUCGUCGGACCCAAGUUGGACCUAACCUACGAAUAUGACCACUUGGGUGACUCCCCCACUGUACUCCAGGAGAUUGCUGAUGGCAAACACCCAGUCAGCCAGGUGCUCAAGCAGGCAAAACGCCCUAUUGUCAUUGUUGGCAGCGUCGUUCUUCAGCGCCCAGAUGGAGCGGCCAUUCACAGCUUGGUACACCGCAUUGCGCAGUCAACCUCAGCACCUUCGCACUGGAAGGUGUUUAACGUUUUACACCGUGUGGCCAGUCAGGUGGCAGCUCUAGAUGUUGGCUACCAGGCUGGAGUCGCAGACAUCCGCAAGAAGCCACCCAAAGUGCUGUACGUUCUCGGAGCAGAUGAAGGUGCGAUAACAAGAAGCGAGCUGCCGAAGGACUGCUUUGUCAUCUACCAGGGCCACCAUGGUGACCGAGGAGCAGAGAUGGCCGAUGUGAUUCUACCUGGAGCUGCGUACACAGAAAAGCAAGCGACGUACGUUAAUACAGAGGGCCGUGCGCAGCAGACGUUGGUAGCAGUGAACCCUCCUGGAUUAGCCAGGGAAGACUGGAAGAUAGUAAGAGCUGUGUCAGAGUUCACGGGCACUCCUCUGCCGUACGAGACGCUGAACGAAAUCCGUGGGCGCAUGAACGAGUUGGCUCCUCAUCUGACACGCCACGGCGAGGUGGAAGAUGCUAACUACUUUGCUCAGGGACAGGCAAUGAUAAAGACAAUUAAAGCACAGCUGGGAGCACAGCCCCUGCAACCAACCCUUUUGAAGUUGGAUGACUUCUACAUGACAGAUGCCAUUAGCAGAGCAUCCCCUACCAUGGCAAAGUGUAUUGAGGCUGUGGCCAAGCAAGAGAAAAGUCCGUACUGAAGCUUGUUUAAAUAGAAUCGUGUACAUAGGUAGUCUAGACAGUUUCCAUUAGCUUAGUAAGCAGUUUUUCUGUAGAGUACUUUGAUGGUUCCUGGUACUGUUGUGAACAAGAAUGUGGUAUUGAAUGCCGUUUGGGUCUGGAAGUGGCUGAAUAAAGCUGUGAACUUAAAGCAUC